GGCAUAAUAGUAAUUAUCGGCACAACUUUAUGACUUUUUUAGUCACGCUCCUCGAUCAGUUUCUCUGACGGCGGUGUUCUAGUUUCUCUCGCGGUUCUCUUCGCGCCUCCGUCGCUCGUUCGUGCUCCGGUGACGGUGAGAUGGAAGAAACAGAUUCAAAGAUGAGGCCUGAGUUAAUAGCUAAAGCUUUGGUAGACACUAUAGCUAAAAGUCAUGAGUUGAGGGAAGCGGUUGCAGCAAGGACUGAAGCAUCCAAGGCAAAAGCUGAAGCAUAUAAGGCAAUAGCUGAGAGAUAUAACGGUAAGAGAAGUGACAAGGCCACUUCUUCUUCGCCGGAUUAUUCUCUUGCCAAGUGUGUGAUUGCUCUUGAUGACAUGAUUUUCCUUAAGGGAGAUUAUUAUAUGGAAGGCUUGAAAAUCUUGAAGAACGACCCUGAAUGGAGAGAAAUUUUUCUUACCAUGGAAGAGGGCAAGAAAAAAAAUUGGCUACAUCGUGCUUAUCAUGGAGAGUUGAGUCUUUAAUUUAUUAUUGAACUUCACGAUUAUGUCAUUAAACUUGUGAGUUUGUGUUGGAGAUGGGAUUUAUGAGCUUUUAUUAUGUUAUUGAACUCUAUGGUUAUGUCAUUAAAUUUACGAGUUUGUGUUUUUAUUCUAAUAUGGAACUUUAUUUAGAAAUAAUAUUGUGUUUGG
Molecule: messenger RNA, 689 nt
Organism: Prosopis cineraria
Lineage: Eukaryota; Viridiplantae; Streptophyta; Magnoliopsida; Fabales; Fabaceae
Exons: 2
Coding region: 141-521 (126 amino acids)
Source: RefSeq, a predicted model, not a curated record